This is a messenger RNA of Epinephelus moara (kelp grouper), 4737 nucleotides long. Its product is annotated as Krueppel-like factor 15. Gene Ontology annotation, biological process: regulation of transcription by RNA polymerase II. The coding region runs from base 205 to 1464 and encodes 419 amino acids. Lineage: Eukaryota; Metazoa; Chordata; Actinopteri; Perciformes; Serranidae. The record is from RefSeq and is a predicted model, not a curated record. Gene Ontology annotation, molecular function: DNA-binding transcription factor activity, RNA polymerase II-specific; RNA polymerase II cis-regulatory region sequence-specific DNA binding. The transcript has 3 exons.
CAUGGACCCGUGGCAAGGACGGGAUGUGAGUGUGCUACGACAAUAACACGACGGAGGAAAAGAGAGAACAGGAGAACACUAGAGCCAUCGACGGCGCCGCAUCUCCUUACCGAGCCUCCUCCGAACUACACACGGUUUUUUUUGUUAUCCCACUCCUGGAUAGUGUUUCCUCAACAUCCUCUCCUGUGCGUUUGGCCUGGAUCAAUGGUGUCUCUCAGCAGCAGAACGCUGAUUUUGGAGAAUGACCUGUUUAGGGAUAGCAGCAGCCUGUUCUCCCUUGGCCUAGGAGAUGGCGCCCACAGCGAAGGGGGCAGUUCAGCCUCCUGCAACAGCCCCGAAACUGGGGAGGUGGGGGCUGUGCACAGCUCUAGCCCUGGAGAGGAGGAAGAGGAGGAUGAAGAAGAAGAUGAAGAGACAAGUCUGCAUAUUUUUUUAGGAACAGAGGGAGAAGAGGAGCCUGCGAGUCAGGAUCCUAAACUGCCAGAAUUUCCUUUCCAUCCCUCUUCCCCGUUCUCCCCGACCCUGGAGGACAUAGAGGAGUUCUUGAGGGAAAAAAUGGAACUGGUCAAAGAGGGGCUGCUGACUCCAAAAGAAGAGGCCUCCCCUCUUCCAUGCAGUGAAUCUCCAUCCUCCACUGCACCCCCGGCUGCUUCCUUAGAGACUUGCAGUGACAUAGGGACUAGUGCCUCUCACUGCACUUCAAGCUCAAACACCCCUCAGAAAGAUCAAAAGAGCCACAGCCCAGCUGACCUUUAUCCCUCUGGCCAAAUGAACUCCCCACCCUCCACCUUAACCUCACCAGUGCUCCUGGGGGGUCCACUGGUUCUCCAGCUCCAGCCCCUACCUCUGGCCCAGCCCUCGGCCUCAGCAGGCUCUUCACCUGGGGCACCAAGUGGCAUUUGGCUCACUCAUGUGGUCAUGGGGCUCCAGGGUGCAACAGGACAAAAUGUCACCCUGCUGGCCCCACAGGUGCCCUCCACCCCCACCACCCUGUUAUCACUAAACAGUGGAGAUACCAAGUCAGCUGAUCAGAAGUACGUGAAGAUCGCUCCUCUGCCCAUCACUAUGAGGACUCUAGAGAUCACAGGCAUGACUGGGGUUGGGGGCCAGGGCAAUGGUCUGCUUAAGGCCGUGGCCCCCCGGAUGACCAGACUGCCACCUACAGAGAGGGUCCAUAAGUGCUCCCACCCAGGCUGUGGGAAGAUGUACACCAAAAGCAGCCAUCUGAAAGCUCACUUCCGCCGGCAUACAGGAGAGAAGCCCUACACAUGUAGCUGGCCUGAGUGUGGAUGGAGGUUCUCCCGAUCUGAUGAACUGUCUCGUCACCGCCGCUCUCACUCUGGCAUCAAGCCAUAUGAGUGCUCACUGUGCGAGAAGAAGUUUGCCCGCAGUGACCACUUAUCCAAACACACGAAGGUCCACCGCAGCUCCAGGCCCAGCAGGAUUAUCAGAGCCACUGUGUGACACCUUCAGCUGGCCUAAACCCUGACCUGCCCCCACCCAGCCUGGCCUGGCUCUGAUGGAGGGGGGUCUGGGUCUCCCUCAGGACUUUUGGUGCUUCACAAGCAGAACUUUCAGAAGAAUAGUGAGAGCUGGCUGCUGUUUUCCCUUCAUUUUUUCCUUCCUGUCUUUCCCUCCUGCUGUUCAUCUUUUACUGUUCUUUCUGAGCAGCUUGUCUUAUACUGAGCAGCCACCUCAGGAAAAAAUCCACUGACAAUGGAUUUCCUGGCCUUCACUCACACACACACACACACACACACACACACACACACACACACGACAAAACACAUAACCAGUCAGUCUCACAGAGGCCCUUCUUGCAACCACUGGUUGCAGCACAGUUACCAAGCUUCCAGGUGCUGUUGGAAGUGGGGUGGUAACCAAUAACACGUGUGUCUGUAAUUCUUUAAUCCCCUUUCUUCUUUUGUGAUUGCCCUUCUUCCUCAAAGCCUAACUUCAGGGUCCACACAGAAAAAGCUUCCCAAUGUUUUUGUACGUUGUUAAAAUGAAAAUUUAGUGCCAAGUUUAUUUUAUGUGUUCUAAUCAUAUGGUUGUGUUCACGUGGCAGAGCGUGACAGCCAUCGCUAUGCGGUGAAAUUAUGACUUAAAGCUGCAGAAUCUCCUAAAUACUUUGCAGAUUUUUAGAGUGACAUUUCACUCUGAAUGAACGCUGUAGCCCCAUUUUCACCAAACACGUUUGGUAUGGUACCUUUGGAACCAAAAGUAACCCUUCAGACAUGGUAUCUAGACCCUAGGUCCAUUUAGCAUUUCCACCACAAACAGUAUUCUUAAAUGUGGGCAGGGUUGUUGUCACUCACUGCACUGUCCCGCACUCGCUGUAUUUCCUCUUCACCAGUGACACAGAUGGAAGUCUGCACCUCAUUUAUCAUCCGUAGAAUGGGAUUGCACGCCAACAUUUUGUGAACAACAUUUUAUGCAUUGAGUGCUUCUCAGGCAAGUGCAGGGGUUUAGUGUUGCCAUAGCCCACAGGAACAAUGCUCCAUGAUGCUUUUUUUUCUCCAGGUGAGGAUUAGAAUAUACGCAGUCAACAUAAUCCGGUCAAAAUUAAUAUACAUAUUUUUAAACGCUUGAAGAUCCACUCAUUACUAAAAGUGUAUGUCAUCCAAGAGAGACAAUAAAAACUAAUGGAGAAUUGAGUAACGUUACAAGUAAACGUUCCACCUUAAAAGUUGCAGGCAGUUGGCCCAGUAAAUUAAGUAAAUUUUUUUUCUCAGUCUCCAGCUGCUGCUAGAGGCAGCAAAACAUCCUUUCAUUUUAUAGUUCUGCUUUACUAAUGUAUGUAAAACACGCUACAGUAUGAACAGUGGUUACAUGAGCUUCAAAACCUACUACUACUCAGCCCUGAGCAAGAGUGACUGUCCUCUAUUGACCAAUCAAUGGGCUACAAAGUUUCUAUUUCCACCUUAUAGUACCAGAUCAGUGUGCUAGGUAUCCCAACAGAGGGGUGACCAAAAAUGGGGACGGUAAGAAACUGUUCCAUUGUUACCAUCCACAACUUUUCACAGUGGAAACAGGAAAAAUGCAUACUAAACUGAAAUGAACUGAACCCUGUGGGACUACUUGGUGAAAACGGAGCUUAUGACUCUUGAUAUUAGGAGUAAAUGCUGAGAUACUGUUAAAUUUGUGGCUUUGCUCACAAUUUGGCCAAACUGAGAAAAACUUCUGUUUUAAGCAUUCAGUCCUGGCUUUUUUUGUAUUCAUUCAAUCCUAAUCCACUCUGUUUUGACCCUUUAUUCCUUUGCUCAGCUCCUGUAAUCUCUAUUGAUGCCUUUGUCCAUAUCACAAAACCAACCUCACUUGAUCCUACUGUUAUCAUAUGACUGCUCUUAUUUAACUGUGAUUCUGAACUGGGGGUUGCCAAACCAGAAAACCCUGUUCUGGCCCUUUGAGGAAACGCCACCCUCGCUGCGUGACAGUUUAUAAGCUCUUUGUUCUCUGAAAUUCUCUUGAAAAUCAUUGUGCUGCCGACUUACAUGGCCUAGAAAACUACUCUGUCUGUGUGUUAUAUCUUGGCUCAAUGGUGCAAAAGUGAUGUGAAGCACUGCUCUUUCGUCUUUACAGUAGCAGUUACUGUAAAACAAUUCUCUGUUGGUUAUAGCAGCAAGAAAAGCUAAUAGAUUAAACAGCUGGAAAGGCAGCUAACAUCUACUCAAUCAUCUAUUAGCAUACUCAAUAUAAUGUGUAAUGAACAUAAAGGACAAAGAUAACAUGUACAGCUUGUAGCCUUUAUAUACAUGGGUUUUUUUUAUCAAUGAGGAUUUUCUAUCAGUGCAUUAAGCUAUUCAGUCGUGUUUCUGGAGAGGUUUUUGGUCUGUUAUGUGAGUUUGAUUGUAGCGUGAUCAAUCUGUGGAAUGUCAGACUGAUUAUGGUUUGGGAUUUGGAGUCCCACUCUACCCAUUCACAAACCAUUAAGCUGAGUCUGCUGGUCUCAAGUGCACUUGUGUUAGUGGAAAGUGAGAAACAGUUAUUGUGCUCUUACGGCAGUUCCAUAACAUGUAUUGGAACCGUAAAAUGCCAAAAAAAAAAAAAAAAAAAAGGAUUUUGUAAGGAAGGUUAAACUGCACCAUGCAGUGCAGUCACUAUUAUCAUUUGUUUGUGCUCUAAAUACAUUGGUGCUUGUUAACCUACCAGUGCUUCACAUAAAGAGACAGUAUAACUAACAGCUUCACAUAACUGGAUUGUCUCUGUUGAACCAGCAGACAUUCACUACUACAAACUGUAGGCUACCGGCAAUCUUAAUUUAGCUCGAGCAACGUUGGUGCUUUUGGAUAAACUCAAAAGUAGAGCACUUCUGCAUGUAGCAGUUCACAGUCAUUUACACAGCAAUCCUCCUCAUAUCCCUGUCUCGUAGCAUUAUGGAUACAUUAGGUUUCACUUCUGUAGAACCAACCAUGCUUAGUAAUGUAGAAACCCAUUCAAAGCAGACAGACGGGCAGACGUGUUUAUCUGUCUGAACCAGCGCUGUCUUUGUGUCUGAGCCUCCCCAGGCUGCUUCUACUGACCUACAUCCAGACCUGUAUUCCCUAAUCAUCAUCCAAUUCUCUUUCUCUUUCUCUUUCUCUCUCUCUCUCUCUCUCUCUCUCUCUCUCUCUCUCUCCCUCUCUCUCUCUCUCUCUCUCUCUCUCCUGCCUGUGUAUCUGGUUGAACACAGGCUGUAUUUGUUUUGAGUUUUUUUUUUUGAAUACCAGAUAUGCUAUUUUCCUAUUUGCAAAAAUA